Molecule: messenger RNA, 2328 nt
Organism: Fulvia fulva
Lineage: Eukaryota; Fungi; Ascomycota; Dothideomycetes; Mycosphaerellales; Mycosphaerellaceae
Product: Phosphatidylinositol 4-kinase lsb6
Exons: 1
Coding region: 1-2328 (775 amino acids)
Biological process (GO): endosome organization; phosphatidylinositol phosphate biosynthetic process; Golgi organization
Cellular component (GO): fungal-type vacuole membrane; trans-Golgi network; lysosomal membrane
Molecular function (GO): 1-phosphatidylinositol 4-kinase activity
Source: RefSeq, a predicted model, not a curated record
AUGCCAGGCAAGCGACCUGCCACCUCUGGCUAUGCCCGUAUUGCACAAGCGGAGGAAGAGGACAGCUCCGACAACGAGGAUCCCUUUAAUGACCCCUCCAACACAAUCUCGUUCCCGACCACCGACUAUGCGCCUAUACAACCACGCCGACGAGACUCAAUACGACUACCGAGUGGCUCAAAUUCGCCGGGCAGGCCCGGACGACGACGGCGAGCCAACAGUGGAGUCGACAUCAAAGCUAUAAAUGCUAGGCUGGAACGAUGGGCCGACGAGAUCAAGGAUCGUUUCAAGAGGAGAAGAGUGAAGGGCAAGACUUCAGAGGAAGAACAGCUGGAGAUACAUCACUCCGUCUUCCAAGCCCCCGACUGGAUCCGCCCAGCGACGAAGGAAACCUUGGAGGCCGACUAUGGUGACGAAGGAGAACGAAUGUCGAAGCUGGAAUUCGAUGAUCUCGUCGAGUCUGUCAGGACAGCGAUCGAGUUGGGGCUUCAUCCGAAGCUCAUUGCCCAAGGGAGUAGUGGCUCAUACUUUGCACGCAGUAGCGGCGGUAAGGUCGUGGGCGUCUUCAAGCCGAAAGAUGAGGAACCGUAUGCGAGCAAGAACCCCAAGUGGACGAAGUGGAUUCAUCGGAAUCUCUUUCCCUUCGCCUUCGGCCGUGCCAUGUUGAUUCCGAAUCUUAGCUAUGUGUCAGAGGCAGCGGCUUAUGUGUUGGACUGUCAGCUGCGGACAAACUUAGUGCCAUACACAGAUGUGGUUGGCUUCAGCAGUAAAAGCUUCCACUACGACUGGAUGGAUCGCCGAGCCUAUUACCGUAAAGGACGGCCUCUGCCGGAGAAGCUAGGGUCGUUUCAGGUAUUCCUCAAAGGAUACAAGGGAGCUACUGACUUCUUCCGCGAGCACCCCUGGCCUGACCAAUCGACUCAAAACUUCUCGAAUGUUCCCUCGCAAAAGCGCAAAAGACGGAAACGGUGGGACGAGAAUUGCCGGCCCAAGAGCAGAGGAGGCACAGACAAUGACUACGACAGUGACGAUGAGGAGGAAGGCACGAACUCUGGCUCUCAAAGUAGGCAAGAGCACGCAUUUUGGAGCGAGGAGCUGCAGCAGAGUUUCCGAGAAGAGCUCGAGAAGCUCGUCAUAUUGGACUAUGUUAUGAGGAAUACGGACAGAGGUACGGAUAACUGGAUGAUCAAGAUCGACCGGGAGACACAAAAAGCCACAAUCGUGAGUGAGCCAAUACAGCUGGAUGGAAAAGCGGACGAUGAUGUCGGCUACCACAGGCGGAAGGAGAGCAUGUCAGCAACGCCCAAUGGUGAGGGCACGCCGAAAGAGAAUGCUAUACCCAGAGUCGGUGCCAUCGACAACAGUCUGUCGUGGCCGUGGAAACACCCCGAUGCCUGGCGGAGUUAUCCUUUCGGCUGGCUGUUUUUGCCAGUGAGCUUGAUCGGACGGCCGUUCUCGGAAAAGACCCGGAAACACUUCCUCCCACUCCUCACUUCGAAAGAAUGGUGGAGUGAGACUCAAGUCAAACUGCGAAGGUGUUUUGAGAUCGAUGCGGACUUCCAAGAGCGCAUGUUUGCACGACAAAUGGCUGUCAUGAAAGGACAGGCUUGGAAUGUGGUCGAGACCCUCAAGACACCUGAUCAUGGCCCGCUAGAGCUCACCCGGCGCAAUCGCGUUCAUGUUUGGGAUGAUUUGGUAGAUAUACCUGUCGCAGUACCGUUGCCACGAGCCUCCGAAGAGAUGCGCCGCAGGGCAGCAGCCAGUAAUGCAGCAGACUCUCAGAGGCGAGCAUUGGCCGUAGCGACACCGCCACGCCGCCACGAAGAAGAAGAGGAGAUGGAUAUAACAUCUACCCUCCAGCCAGGCACUGCGGCUAACAGUGCAGAUCUUCUUGGACUGACGGGCACGUCUUUACCAACCGGCGUCAAUCGGUUCAAUCAAUCGCGGCAGCCGUCCGCCCAAGACAUAAAUCGUCCUGAAGCACAGGAAGUCAUCAAAGAGCAUCUCUCACCAGAGCUACAACCGAAGGAACUGAAGUUCUCGCCUUCGACCUUGAACACCGGCACAAGACCAGGAACGUAUAGAUCACGGACUGGAGAGAAUAGAAUGAGCCACGACAUCCCGCGCAGCCAGUGGCAGGCGAGUCCGCAGACACGAAGUCGAAGGUUCAGCUUGAACUUCUCGAGAAGCAACAGCUUGGGCGCGUUUGAUGAUGAUGGGGACCUUGGUUAUGCGGCUGCUGCGGAUCAAGAGAGCAGUAUGCGGAAGGUGAUUGUUGAGAGGCUUGAGAUGGUCAAGAGCAAGCCUCCGGUAUUUACGUGGUGUUAG